GCGUUACUUGCGCGCGCGUGCAGUCAAUGCGCUCCGAUGCGCGGGCCCUGAGCCGCCCACUUGCUCUAUCCCGUGUGAACGCGCACGCCACUGCGUGCACCAGCGACAGAGGAGCUGCUGCAGCUGCUGGCUUGUUUCGUGUGUUUUGUGGGGAUGCGACGUCUACUGUAAUAAAAAAAUUGCGUUAACCAAACCAAACAGUGCACCUGCCGAAAUACAACCCGUGGAGCCAGACUAGAAGUUUGCUGAAAGAGUAGAAGAUGGCUGAGCAGCAGAGGCAGCGGUCCCUGUCCACGUCUGGAGAUACACUAUACCACGUGCUGGGGAUAGACAAGAAUGCCACGCCAGACGAUAUCAAAAAAUCUUAUAGGAAACUCGCAUUGAAAUAUCACCCCGACAAGAAUCCAGAGAACCCUGAGGCCGCAGACAAGUUUAAAGAGAUCAACAGUGCCCACGCCAUCCUGGUCGACAACACAAAGCGCAACAUCUACGACAAGUACGGCUCCCUGGGGCUGUAUGUGGCAGAGCAGUUCGGAGAGGAGAAUGUAAAUACGUAUUUUGUCCUGUCCAGCUGGUGGGCAAAGGCUUUGUUUGUGUUCUGUGGCCUUGCAACUGGCUGCUACUUCUGCUGCUGCCUGUGCUGCUGCUGUAACUGCUGCUGUGGGAAGUGUAAACCCAAACCACCCGAGGGAGAAGAGCCCGAGUUUUAUGUCUCCCCAGAAGACCUAGAGGCACAGCUUCAGUCUGACGAGAAGGAUGGAGAUGCACCAAUCGUGAUGCAGCCUGCGUCAGCCACAGAAACCACCCAGCUGACAGCCGAUAGCCACACCAGCUACCACACUGACACAGGAUUUAACUAAAGCUUCCACUCGGCCCUGUCAAUUCACACCGUACAGUUUUAAUGAGGAAACAAGAAAAGGUCAUUUCACCACUGGAAUAGAGAACGCCCGAGGGAGAGAGUGGGGAGUGGGGGGUGAACGAACUUUCACAGACAUCUGCCAUGAAAACAAUAGACAUCAACAUUCAGUUGAGUUAUUUUUUUUUUCUUCUUCUUUGGUCUUCAUUGCUCCCAAGCCCUUCCACGACACAUGACGUUCUGUAGCAUGCAGUAUUUAAAUCAGUUUAGGUAGGCUUUUAAGUUUAGGUCUUGUUCUAGUCAUACAUAUUUAUGUGGUUUUAUUUCAUCCACUGUAAGAUUUAUGUUUGUACUCAGUGAUGCAUCGGAAGUAACCUUCUGCACAUAAGCAGUGGUUUGAUAAUAUCUUUGAACCCCAAUAAAGUGGUAGCCAGCUGUUAAGGUUUUUAGGACUUAAAAAAAAAAAAAAAGUAUUUUAAUUAAUUAUGCAUUUCAUUGAAUUAUGCAUAUGGAAGUGUUCUUAGUCUGUUAAUGGGAUUUUUCUGGCAUAAUAUCCUUUAAUUGUUUGACUAAGGUGGGGGGGUGAUUUGAUUAACCCAUACCCUGCCAGUGUAUUUUAAUUUUUUAAGCAUUUUACAGCACUGGAUAAACAACCACCUAUCCAGGUGUAAAAUGCUUUUUUUUAAAAAGGUAUAAAAAAGGAUAUAAGUUGAACAUAUCAACCCCUAAAUGUUCUUCUGAAAUUGUCAUAAUUGAUUUGUUUUUUGCAAUUUAUAAACCUAUAAUACAAUUCCGUAAGUAUAUUUCUUUCUUCGGGAUAGCUGAAAAAUGUUGAUGACAUGAUACUAGUUCUGUAAUACGUGGAAUGAACCCCAUUCAGCAUGUGCUGUGUUUUAAACUGCGAGGUCAUUGUGAAUGAGCGAACCAGUGAGGAGAAAAAAAGAAAAUAAAAAACACGAGUGAGUACAAUCAGUAAGUUACUGUGGAGUCUGUUUCAGUGAUUUAAACAGCAGUAGAUCCAGCUGGUUAAUAGAUCCAGCUGGUUAUCUGUGUUGGCAGUACAAUCCUUGAGUUAAUUUCUUAAUCCACAUUAAAAAAAAAAAAUGCAUGCAUUUAACAUUCAUACAGGUUGUACAGUUUCACAUCAGCAGCACAUUUUAAACGGUCUUAAAGGGUCAAGUUGUGUUGUGGUUGAUCAUCAAGGAACAUUCCUUAAUAAAAAGCAAUGCCGUAAUCAAUGUGUACUGAGUAAGCCCUGAGUAUCACAGAUGCAGUCUCUGUACCAGUCCUUGUAGCUUGCAUACUAUUUAGAGAAGGAAUGAUUGCGUUCGACUCCUGCCUGUGUGCAGCAUGGUUCUUUGUAUAAUUAAAAAUGUGUGAAGAAGGUUUACAUACUGUUAAAACUAUAAAAGUAUCUGGCAUUGCUUGUCUGUGGUAGAGCUAUCGCUGAGCCUUGCUACCAUAUGCUAGUUGACAGACAUGUUGUGCUUUCCCAUUUUAUAUGAACACCAUUUGAAUUGUUAUUCAGAAAAGAAGGCUGUCAAAAAGGACAUGGGUAUAUACCAUUCUGAUGGCUUCUGUACCGGUAUACCAAAGUACUGUAUAUGUUAAGUGUGUGUAGAACUUCUAAGAAACUCUGAUGAACCGUGGUUUUUGGAACUACAGUAUGUCUUGUGAUUAAAUGGUUAAAGUUAUGGGGAUCUGAAGCAGAUCUGGAUCUACUACACAGACUAUAUUAUUACCUUUUAAUUGGAUUUGCUGUUUUGUGGCAUACUGUACAUGUGAAUCAACAGGAAGUAUGCAUUAGACGUACAUUCAAGCUUUGCACUUCUUUGUACAGCUGAUCUCCAAUCCGAAUCACAAAUAUUACACACAAAGUUCUAGAGAGAACAGCGGUUUAGUUAUGUCUUGUACUUCCAGUGCUGCGUGAGAAAAACACCAGUAAUAGAAACUCCAGCCCGCUAUUUCCUAAUGCGGUUCAUAUAGUCAUGCAAGUAAGGACAUCACUUUUCACCAAACUGGUGGCCAUUUUGGAUAGAGAAAGGCGGAGCAUUACUGGAGAAAUUUAAGGAAAUCAAAGUUAGCAUAGAUUCUGGGUUUCUUUUUUUAUUUUAAUUUCAUGGGUUUAUAAAAUACACACUGGAAUGAAAGAUAGCGACAAGAACAAAUGGAUUAUGAACAGUAAAUUGGGGGGGGGGGGGGGGGGGGCGUUGUUUAAAACUAUGUCUUCAUCGUAUACAUAUUGGGCCUGAAACAUUUGUUAUUCAUAUUUUUAUUUUGUAUUUGUUAAUUUUAAUCUGCCACUAGUGUAAGGAUGUAAGACUACAGGCUGCCUAGAGUUGUACUUGUUGUAUGUUUUAAAUGUAGUCCGGUUUUAAAAAAGAGAACAAUAUAUAUAGUUAAGUUAUUUUUAUUGGUAUGUGUCAAAACGCUGUAGAUAAACUUCAUUUAUUGUUGUAUUUUUUAUGUUGAAGUUUACAAACUGCUUUAGAUAGUGCUAAAAGUGAAGCAACAUGCCUUUUUAAGUGUAUUAGGUAGAAUAGAAAGGGACUCCACUUCAUUUUAAAAGUGUGUGCAAUCUGCUGGUGUUGAUGUUGUAAUAGCGCUUAUUAGAAAGGCUAUUAAAUACCUCUUCUCUAACACCCCAGAAGAAAGGUGAUUUUUAAAACGCACACUGCAAUCUCCCGUGUUCAUUGGAAACAUUUUUUACACGGAAUGAUUGCAUUUUAUUUAUUUUUAAAAAAUGCCAGUAAACAACCUUUUUAUUAUUUCCUGUUGACAAUCAAAUGUUCAUUUCACAAUAAAACUAGUUACAUACAAAAAAGAAAUAAACAUGCAAUUCUCUAUUUUAGGAAAUAUUUAAAAAAUAAAUAAAUUAAAAAAAAACUAGUAAUUGUAUUCUGUUUUCUUAGCCACCCAUUCAAUAGAUUCUUGCUGUUUGAAGGUCAUUCUGUGAAAGCUAAUCCUGCCUGGAUGUUUCUACUCAUCUGAGAUCUGGCAUACUGCAAACUUUUCACUCUUAGAAAGAGAUUCUUUAGCCAACUAGCACUACUGGAGUGUCGCUACCUUCAAAGAUGGUGUGUAAUUGGGUACUGUAUUUCCUUUCUGUUUUAGGGCAGCAUGAUUUCUACAUACUCAAUAGUUAUGUGAUCUGUUUUCAAAGCCGUUUCGUUAGACAGUAAUCAUACACCCCUGUCGGCAAGCCUACAAUGCACUCGCAUUGCCUGUAUCGUAGAAUAAAUGGACUUGUUCUUUCCAAAGUGUGCACUGAUGCAGCAGCAUGUUGUAACAGACAGUGUGUGGCACUCUAUUUGUGUUGUAUCAUUUUGUUCUUUUUUUAAAAUUGUGUUUACUUUUAGAAUAUUGAAAAACAGUAUACUUAACACUUAUUGGUGGGUUAAGCUAUAGCCCAAUGUGCUAAAAAUACUACCGUAUAUUAUAAACUAAGAACUAUUGUAAACUUCCAACUAAGACUGUGUUACAAUGGCUGUAAGUGCUGGCUCCACUGAUCCAGCCUGACACUAUUCUACCUGAUUUUACAUACAGACAAAAAGCAAGUAUCCUACUGCAGAUGGUAGCAUAAACAGCACUUGAUUCUGUUCAGAGGAACAAUAAUUCAUAUUCAGUGUAGUCUAAUUCAUGUAAAUUGUAAAACUAAUUUCCAUUAUAUCUUGAGGUGAAUGGCAUUCUUGAGGGAAUUAAAAAAUAUAUAUAUAUACAAUUAUAGGGACCAUACUUUACCAGAGGAAAACCUUAGGAUGCUUGCUUGUCUGUUUUGGCUUUAACUCGAUAGUAAUAGUGAUUAAUCUCCCUGAAGUUAUACCCAGUGCAUUUGCAUAAUGUAUUAUAUAUCAUAACUACUGAACUUGAGAAAAAGGACCAUAGUCAUAGUGACGACUGCAAUGCACUUAACGCUAUGCUUCUCCUUUUAAAAUAUAGCCAUCGUUAACAUCAAAGCCAAUUAGUGAUUUUUAACAUUUCCAAAUAUCCCCUUCAGUCACUGUGUGCAUAAUUGUACCAUGUGAAGUUUCCUAUCUAUGUAUCUAUUCUGUAAUGCAUUUUGAAGUUCUGGCAGGGCAACUUCUUAAACUCCAUAGAGUUCACACACACUCUUUUGAAACUUCACAUUUAAUAAUGAAAAAUCAUGACUGACGGGGUUGUAUUCAUGCCAGUUUCUAACAUAUUUAUAUAUUGUGUAGUUUUCUGUUUUCUGUAGGUUUUUGUUUUUUAAAUAUACAAGUUUGAAUGUUAUGUUGUGUAGUGCAGAACCUUUUUUUUUUGUGGGACAUUGAAUUGUCUUUUAUGGACUCUGCAACAUUUUGUCAACCCAUAUUCCAUAAAAUGAAUGAAUCAUGUUUGUAAGUUUUAAAACAGAUUCACAGCCAGGCCCUUGACUCUUAAAGUUACUGCUUCAUGGUUUGUUGAUGGAGUAUUUUGCACUGUAUGUGCCAAAUUGUCAUGUACAGUCAAAAGCUGUUUUUUUAUUCCUACCAAGUCUUGUUGUGUUUUGCUGUAGGGUAACAAACUGCUUUGUGCCAGUCAGUAUGCCAAUAUGUUGAAUGAUUAAAUAUCAAUUUACAGUCUUCCCCCCCCUGCUUUGGUUGGUUGUGUAUUAUCUGUGACUAUAGGAGUACUAUCCCAGCCUCAAGAUGUGCUAUGGCUUAUUUUUAAAAACAUUGGAAAUUGCAAACUGUGAGUGAGUGAUUGCAUAAUGGAACUGUAUUGGAUUACUGAUAAAGACUUCUUUUAAGCUCUAAAAUAUUAGUGGAUUAAAUCGUGAUACAGUAUUAAUGCAUUCAUUUUAUUUUUUGUUUGUUUUGUUUUCUUAAAGGACCAUAGUUUUAAAUUGUAUGUACAAUAUGUAGAUGUGGCCAUUAAAAAUGUUGGCUUAAUGGAAAUGGGCUCCUGUACAUAUGCUUAAAUGAUAAUGAUAUUAAUACAAUUGUAUGUUUUAGCAUGGUUAUUUAUGUACUGUAUGUCUGAAAGAAAACAUUGGUAAUUUAUCUGAUUUUGCUGUUGUAAAAUAAAUAUGUUUCUGAUGCUUAAA
Molecule: messenger RNA, 5903 nt
Organism: Acipenser ruthenus (sterlet)
Lineage: Eukaryota; Metazoa; Chordata; Actinopteri; Acipenseriformes; Acipenseridae
Product: dnaJ homolog subfamily C member 5
Exons: 5
Coding region: 261-860 (199 amino acids)
Biological process (GO): regulation of synaptic vesicle cycle
Cellular component (GO): presynapse; membrane; intracellular membrane-bounded organelle
Source: RefSeq, a predicted model, not a curated record